AUGCUCCCCUCCCUGCUAUGGUUCCUCUCCUUCCUUCCCUGCUGUGGUUCCUCUGCUCCUCUCCCUACUGUGGUUCUUCUCCUCCCCUCCCUGCUGUGGUUCCCCUGCUCCCCUCCCUGCUGUGACUCCUCUCCUCCCUACCCUGCUGUGGUUCACCUGCUCCCUUCCCUGCUGUGGUUCCUCUCCUCCCUUCCCUGCUGUGGUUCCCCUGCUCCUCUCCCUGCUGUGGUUCCUCUCCUCCCCUCCCUGCUGUGGUUCCUCUCCUCCCCUCCAUGCUGUGGUUCCUCUCCUCCCUUCCCUGCUGUGGUUCCCACGCUCCCCUCCCUGCUAUGGUUCCUCUCCUCCCUUCCCUGCUGUGUUUCCCCUGCUCCUCUCCCUGCUGUGGUUCCUCUCCUCCCCUCCCUUCUGUGGUUCCUCUCCUCCCCUCCAUGCUGUGGUUCCUCUCCUCCCUUCCCUGCUGUGGUUCCCACGCUCCCCUCCCUGCUAUGGUUCCUCUCCUCCCUUCCCUGCUGUGGUUCCCCUGCUCCUCUCCCUGCUGUGGUUCCUCUCCUCCCCUCCCUGCUAUGGUUCCUCUCCUCCCCUCCCUGCUAUGGUUCCUCUCCUCCCUUCCCUGCUGUGGUUCCCCUGCUCCUCUCCUUGCUGUGGUUCCUCUCCUCCCCUCCCUGCUAUGGUUCCCCUGCUCCCCUCCCUUCCCUGCUGUGGUUCACCUGCUCCAUUCCCUGCUGUGGUUCCUCUCCUCCCCUCCCUGCUGUGGUUCCCCUGCUCCCCUCCCUGCUGUCACUCCUCUCCUCCCUUCCCUGCUGUGGUUCACCUGCUCCCUUCCCUGCUGUGGUUCCUCUCCUCCCUUCCCUGCUGUGGUUCCCCUGCUCCUCUCCCUGCUGUGGUUCCUCUCCUCCCCUCCCUGCUGUGGUUCCUCUCCUCCCCUCCAUGAUGUGGUUCCUCUCCUCCCUUCCCUGCUGUGGUUCCCACGCUCCCCUCCCUGCUAUGGUUCCUCUCCUCCCUUCCCUGCUGUGGUUCACCUGCUCCCUUCCCUGCUGUGGUUCCUCUCCUCCCUUCCCUGCUGUGGUUCCCCUGCUCCUCUCCCUGCUGUGGUUCCUCUCCUCCCCUCCCUGCUGUGGUUCCUCUCCUCCCCUCCAUGCUGUGGUUCCUCUCCUCCCUUCCCUGCUGUGGUUCCCACGCUCCCCUCCCUGCUAUGGUUCAUCUCCUCCCUUCCCUGCUGUGGUUCCCCUGCUCCUCUCCCUGCUUUGGUUCCUCUCCUCCCCUCGCUGCUGUGGUUCCUCUCCUCCCCUCCAUGCUGUGGUUCCUCUCCUCCCUUCCCUGCUGUGGUUCCCACGCUCCCCUCCCUGCUAUGGUUCCUCUCCUCCCUUCCCUGCUGUGGUUCCCCUGCUCCUCUCCUUGCUGUGGUUCCUCUCCUCCCCUCCCUGCUAUGGUUCCCCUGCUCCCCUCCCUUCCCUGCUGUGGUUCACCUGCUCCAUUCCCUGCUGUGGUUCCUCUCCUUCCCUCCCUGCUGUGGUUCCCCUGCUCCCCUCCCUGCUGUCACUCCUCUCCUCCCUUCCCUGCUGUGGUUCACCUGCUCCCUUCCCUGCUGUGGUUCCUCUCCUCCCUUCCCUGCUGUGGUUCUCCUGCUCCUCUCCCUGCUGUGGUUCCUCUCCUCCCCUCCCUGCUGUGGUUCCUCUCCUCCCCUCCAUGAUGUGGUUCCUCUCCUCCCUUCCCUGCUGUGGUUCCCACGCUCCCCUCCCUGCUAUGGUUCCUCUCCUCCCUUCCCUGCUGUGGUUCCCCUGCUCCUCUCCCUGCUGUGGUUCCUCUCCUCCCCUCCCUGCUGUGGUUCCCCUGCUCCCCUCCCUGCUGUCACUCCUCUCCUCCCUUCCCUGCUGUGGUUCACCUGCUCCCUUCCCUGCUGUGGUUCCUCUCCUCCCUUCCCUGCUGUGGUUCUCCUGCUCCUCUCGCUGCUGUGGUUCCUCUCCUCCCCUCCCUGCUGUGGUUCCUCUCCUCCCCUCCAUGAUGUGGUUCCUCUCCUCCCUUCCCUGCUGUGGUUCCCACGCUCCCCUCCCUGCUAUGGUUCCUCUCCUCCCUUCCCUGCUGUGGUUCCCCUGCUCCUCUCCCUGCUGUGGUUCCUCUCCUCCCCUCCCUGCUAUGGUUCCUCUCCUCCCCUCCAUGAUGUGGUUCCUCUCCUCCCUUCCCUGCUGUGGUUCCCACGCUCCCCUCCCUGCUAUGGUUCCUCUCCUCCCUUCCCUGCUGUGGUUCCCCUGCUCCUCUCCCUGCUGUGGUUCCUCUCCUCCCCUCCUUGCUAUGGUUCCCCUGCUCCCCUCCCUUCCCUGCUGUGGUUCACCUGCUCCCUUCCCUGCUGUGGUUCCUCUCCUCCCCUCCCUGCUGUGGUUCCCCUGCUCCCCUCCCUGCUGUGACUCCUCACCUCUCUUCCCUGCUGUGGUUCCCCUGCUCCCUUCCCUGCUGUGGUUCCUCUCCUCCCUUCCCUGCUGUGAUUCUCCUACUCCUCUCCCUGCUGUGGUUCCUCUCCUCUCCUCCCUGGUGUGGUUCCCGUGCUCCUCUCCCUGCUGUGUUUCCUCUCCUCCCCUCCCUGCUGUGGUUCCCCUGUCCCCACAUCUGCUCUUACUCCAAGCUCGGAGCACUGCAAUUCCACCAUUCAUCUCCUCUAGACAUGCACUGACGCCACCCUCCUUGUCGGAUUGCGGGGACGCUCCUUACGACGCCGCUGGGUGUAACCCUCAGUAUCUGCUCGCUUUCCUUGAGCACACUCUCUACGUCUCUGCCGUUUAUAGCCACUACCAGCCUUACCACCGGUUGCAUGACCACGCUUUCCGCUAUACUGGUGGUUGCGCGCUCCUCGUGCCCUCCCCCCUCUCCUACCGUCGUCAUUACUCCCGGACCCACGCCACGGCUCUCCCUCCCACCCUCCUCAUGCCCUCGAACAUCGUGUGCAUCGGCCGCACGAACACCUGCUGGAGUAGAGGGAAAAGACGCAUCAUGCUUCAUAUCACGCUCUCCCUCACGCUCUCCCUCACGCUCAGCCUCACGCUCUCCCUCCCGCCUGCCCUCACGCCUGCCUUCACGCCUGCCCUCAAGCCCUCCCUCACGCCUGCCCUCACGCUCUCCAUCACGCUCAUCCCCACGCUCAUGCCCUUUCUCUGGCAGUUGCUCCUUGUCAUCUACAUCUUCCACAAGUCCUGUUGCACCAGGCGCGUCUUGUCUUUCUCUUUUCAUUUUCUUGGCUCCAGCAAGGGUACCUACAACACGCACGAAGUAAGGAUGAUACGCUCAGUUAAUAGGAGGGCAGCACCUCUCUGGAUUGGCAUGCAACUCCCCCUUCCCCUACUCAUCAUCCCAUGCCUGUCCAUGCGCAGCACGCAACUCCCCCUUCCCCUACUCAUCAUCCCAUGCCUGUCCAUGCGCAGCAUGCAACUCCCCCUUCCCCUACUCAUCAUCCCAUGCCUGUCCAUGCGCAGCACGCAACCCCCCCUUCCCCUACUCAUCAUCCCAUGCCUGUCCAUGCGCAGCACGCAACUCCCCCUUCCCCUACUCAUCAUCCCAUGCCUGUCCAUGCGCAGCACGCAACCCCCCCUUCCCCUACUCAUCAUCCCAUGCCUGUCCAUGCGCCGCACGCAACUCCCCCUUCCCCUACUCAUCAUCCCAUGCCUGUGCAUGCGCAGCACGCAACCCCCCCUUCCCCUACUCAUCAUCCCAUGCCUGUCCAUGCGCCGCACGCAACCCCCCCUUCCCCUACUCAUCAUCCCAUGCCUGUCCAUGCGCCGCACGCAACCCCCCCUUCCCCUACUCAUCAUCCCAUGCCUGUCCAUGCGCCGCACGCAACCCCCCCUUCCCCUACUCAUCAUCCCAUGCCUGUCCAUGCGCAGCAUGCAACUCCCCCUUCCCCUACUCAUCAUCCCAUGCCUGUCCAUGCGCAGCACGCAACCCCCCCUUCCCCUACUCAUCAUCCCAUGCCUGUCCAUGCGCCGCACGCAACUCCCCCUUCCCCUACUCAUCAUCCCAUGCCUGUCCAUGCGCAGCAUGCAACUCCCCCUUCCCCUACUCAUCAUCCCAUGCCUGUCCAUGCGCCACACGCAACUCCCCCUUCCCCUACUCAUCAUCCCAUGCCUGUCCAUGCGCAGCACGCAACCCCCCCUUCCCCUACUCAUCAUCCCAUGCCUGUCCAUGCGCAGCACGCAGCUCCCCCUUCCCCUACUCAUCAUCCCAUGCCUGUCCAUGCGCAGCAUGCAACUCCCCCUUCCCCUACUCAUCAUCCCAUGCCUGUCCAUGCGCAGCACGCAACCCCCCCUUCCCCUACUCAUCAUCCCAUGCCUGUCCAUGCGCAGCAUGCAACUCCCCCUUCCCCUACUCAUCAUCCCAUGCCUGUCCAUGCGCCACACGCAACUCCCCCUUCCCCUACUCAUCAUCCCAUGCCUGUCCAUGCGCAGCAUGCAACUCCCCCUUCCCCUACUCAUCAUCCCAUGCCUGUGCAUGCGCAGCACGCAACUCCCCCUUCCCCUACUCAUCAUCCCAUGCCUGUCCAUGCGCAGCACGCAACUCCCCCUUCCCCUACUCAUCAUCCCAUGCUUGUCCAUGCGCAGCAUGCAACUCCCCCUUCCCCUACUCAUCAUCCCAUGCCUGUCCAUGCGCAGCACGCAACCCCCCCUUCCCCUACUCAUCAUCCCAUGCCUGUCCAUGCGCCACACGCAACUCCCCCUUCCCCUACUCAUCAUCCCAUGCCCGUCCAUGCGCAGCAUGCAACUCCCCCUUCCCCUACUCAUCAUCCCAUGCCUGUCCAUGCGCAGCACGCAACUCCCCCUUCCCCUACUCAUCAUCCCAUGCCUGUCCAUGCGCAGCAUGCAACUCCCCCUUCCCCUACUCAUCAUCCCAUGCCUGUCCAUGCGCAGCACGCAACCCCCCCUUCCCCUACUCAUCAUCCCAUGCCUGUCCAUGCGCCGCACGCAACUCCCCCUUCCCCUACUCAUCAUCCCAUGCCUGUCCAUGCGCAGCACGCAACCCCCCCUUCCCCUACUCAUCAUCCCAUGCCUGUCCAUGCGCCGCACGCAACUCCCCCUUCCCCUACUCAUCAUCCCAUGCCAGUCCAUGCGCAGCACGCACCUCCCCCUUCCCCUACUCAUCCGCGCAUCCAAUGCCUGUCCAUGA
Molecule: messenger RNA, 5145 nt
Organism: Closterium sp. NIES-65
Lineage: Eukaryota; Viridiplantae; Streptophyta; Zygnematophyceae; Desmidiales; Closteriaceae
Source: the annotation of a GenBank genome assembly